Vanderwaltozyma polyspora DSM 70294 is the source of this 1818-nucleotide messenger RNA. RefSeq names its product Nca2p (gene NCA2). The transcript has a single exon. Lineage: Eukaryota; Fungi; Ascomycota; Saccharomycetes; Saccharomycetales; Saccharomycetaceae. Gene Ontology annotation, cellular component: mitochondrial outer membrane. The record is from RefSeq and is a predicted model, not a curated record. Bases 1 to 1818 code for a protein of 605 amino acids.
AUGCUUACUGAUACUUUUUGUUUCCAUGCUAUACAAGUUAUUAAUGGGAAGUUAGAGACUGCGUUAGAACAGAUUUCGUUGCACCCUGAGAUUUCUGAGAUAGAUGCCCUUUCCAGUGUAGAUCUACAACAGCUUCAAGAUCAAUUGGCUCGUAUCAAGAAAAUUGCCGAGUCUGUAUCAUCUCAGAUCAGCAAGAAGACUGGUAAGAAGGUUAAAGUCGAUUUUAAUGCUGUAAAGGAGGUCAUUCUGAAUAUCGAAAGUUUGCCUAAGACUUCGAAUCCAUUGCAAGAGUUAAUAUAUAAUGCUAUCUCUGAAUAUGCAAUUGUACUAUGUUACCAUGGUUUGACCAUUGAAACGGUAAGCUCUUUGAUAAUAGCCAAUGAUGUCGGUGCUUAUUAUAAGUCAGUGGCAGACUCAAGUAUGUAUACUUUAUUAUACGGUAUCCAAGUUACUCCUAAGUUGGUAAUCUCCCUUAUUAAUGAUUUAGUAACUAAGAUAAAAACCAAAUUACAUCGUUUAGAGAGUAACCAUCAAUUUACAAUUGCCAGUGCAAGAGGAUUCACAAAUGAUAUAAUUGAAGAAAUUCGACCAAAGAUAAAUAAUAUCAUGAUGGUACAGUCCCUGAAUAUUGUUGGAUUGCCUAAUAAAACUUCCCAAAGAAUUAAAGUAAUGAUCAAUUUCCCAAGAUUAUUAAUAAGAUCCUCACUACAUAAAAAAAUAGAAAACAUUGACAGUAUCUCUAGAAAUUAUACUAUUAAAUUAGGUAAUAUUAUUAAUGAAUUCCAAACUAAUAAAAAUGAAAUAGUUAUUGAUGAAAACAUAAAAAUAUUACAAAACUUCUUAGAGGUUCCAAACACUGGUUUAUAUGAAAUCAUUGACCAUGUCAGUGGAUUUUGUAAAAACAAUGAAUUAAGGAAACUGAAAAAGCCUUCAAGGUUAACCAGAUAUUGGCCAGGAACAUUGUUUAGUCUAGUUUAUGGCUCCUCAUCGAUAAUUAUGAUCUGGAAUUCACGUUAUAAAAUCAUUGAAUUUCUUCAAAAGAAUGUCGUUGAAUUCAUGUCUGGCUUAAUUCAUGAUUGGAUAUGGCAACCAUUAAAGCAAGUCUGGGCGACAGUUAGACAUGAUGAAGAUACAUAUAUUGCAAUGAUGUCUAAAGAUAUGUUGCCUUCUGAGUUAAAUUCAUUAACAAGAAUGGUUGUUAGUUUUGUUGCAGACAAUUCGAAAGUUGAAAUUAAUGUACCUGAACUAACUAACCAAAUUGAAGAAGGUAAUCUAACUCAAUUUAUGGAAAUUUAUGAGAAUCAAUUAGAACAUCCCGUUAAAAACCUUGUAAAAGGGAAAUUGAUUAGAUCAUUGCUAAUUCAAGUUCAAAAAACAAAAGUCGAUGGUUCCUUAGCUUUGAAUGGUAUUGACAAAAUGCUUAAAUCACAACAAUUGGUAUUUGAAGUAUUAGCCAUAUCUCCAGCAUUGCUAAUAAUGUAUUCAUUGGUUCAUUUCGCAUACAAACUAGUAACUUUAGGAAGCAUUUGGACUAAUUAUCAAAAGAUUAAGAUGAAGUUGACUACGAGUAUUAAUACUGUUGAAAGAAUAUUAAAUUAUGAAGAUAUUGAAGAUAACUUGGAUGAUAAAUUUUAUCAUCAGGGCUUGUUAACAAUCGAAGUAUCUAAUAUGUUCAAAAUUGGUUCAAGAAUUAUACCAAAAUGGAGAAAAGAUGAAUGGAGAAUUGACGUUGAAGAAUUGAUAAAUUACAAUUUGAGUUGCAACUCCAGGUUAAAUGUAAUCAAUAGAAUAUACCAUGUAUACGGAAAUUAUUUUUGA